GUUAAUGUUAUGUAAAAUAUGGCGUGUCGGAUAAAUAUUGACAUAAAAUUUUUCUUAUUUUAGAAAACUGUAGUAUAUUCCUAAAUAUGAUAUCGAAAUCGAUUUUUUCAUUUCGUACAAAAAUGAGUCCCAAAGGAUGCAUAGUUAAAACAUUUGUAAAAGAUGCUAAUCAACUUCAUUAUGAAUAUUUGGCUGAUAGUGUUAUUCCAACCAAUCAUUUUCAAGCGAGUCUGCCUAGACUUCCUAUCCCAAAAUUGGAAGACACAUGCUUCAGAUAUCUUAAUUCACAAAAAGCAUUGUUACCUAACAUAAAGGAAUAUAAUUUCACUGAAAAAUGUGUUACAGAUUUUUUAAAUAAUGAUGGACCAAAGUUACAACAACAAUUAAUUGAAAAAGAUCAAAGAAAUAAACAAAAUAGUUAUAUAUCAGAUCUGUGGUUUUCUUAUUAUUUGCAAGAUCGAAGACCCUUAGCACUAAAUACCAACCCUUUUAUCAGUAUUAAAGAUGAUCCAAAACCUAGAUACAAUUCUCAAUUAUUGAGGGCAACCAAUCUAAUAAUUUCAUCAAUAAGGUUCAUGAAAUCUUACAAAAGCAAUACACUGGAACCGGAUAUAUAUCAUCUCAAACCCCAAAUCAGCAAUACCCAGCUCUGUCGUUUUUUGUGCAAAUUGACACCAAAACAACUUAGCUUUUAUACGUCCUACAUGUUUAGUGCUUUCCCGUUAGAUAUGUCUCAAUAUAAAGAUUUAUUUUGCUCAUCCAGGAUACCUCACUUAGGUACGGACUCAAAUUUUACCCAACCCAACGAUAAGCCAAAUUUAAUUGUUUCUUGUUCUGGGAGGAUGUAUUCAAUUACUCUUUUCGAUAAAAAUGGUGCCAUUCUUCCAGCCAAUGUUAUAUAUUCAAUAUUGAGUCGAAUUAAAACGCUUAACCAAGGCACUCCGAAUCCACCACGCAAUAAUGUUGGUCUCAUGACUGCAAUUUGCGAUAGAAACGAAUGGGCCGUUUUUCGGGACGACAUGAUAAGAGCCUUCAGUCAAAAUUUCGACUUAUUGCGAACUGUAGAUUCGGGCUUUUAUGUUUUGUGCCUGGAUGGCGACUGUUCCGCCAAAACAACCAUUGAUAUUAUUGAUGAGCGCUCGCAAUUGGCGAGGAAUUUUUUGCUAGCUCCUUUGGAUGCCACCUACAUUAAUCGAUGGUUUGAUAAAUCAUUUCAGUUAAUCGUAGGCCCUGGUGGUCAAGCAGCUGUAAAUAUGGAACAUUCUUGGGGAGAUGGCGUCAGUGUAGUUCGAUUUUUGACGGACAUAUAUAUUGAUUCAGUCACCAGGCCUGCUCUAGAUCCCAAAGAUGCAAACACCACGGGGCUUAAAUAUGAGGAUUUUAUUACAUCUAUAGAUUUCAAAUUGAAUUCUGACUUGGAGAAAAAAUUGACUAAGGCGAGUAAUAAGUUGGUAGCUUUGAAUCAAAAUUUUGACAUCCAAGGAUUACAAUACGAUAAAUUUGGCAAAAAUUUUAUUAAAUCCUGUGGUCUUAGCCCAGACUCUAUUUUACAACUAUCAUUUCAGAUGGCAAAUUAUAAGAUACUAACACGCACAUCCGCUUCCUAUGAAUCUUGUAGUACCGCCGCAUUCAAGAAAGGACGAACUGAGACAAUUAGACCUGCUACCCUUGAUACCAAAUCUUUUUGCAAAACAUUUCUGGAUAAGACUUUCAACCUCUUACCCGAUGCGGCCAAAGAUAUGGUUAGAAGCUGCUCUAAAACGCAUUCCAAAUUGACGCGAGAAGCAGCCAUGGGUCAAGGAUUCGAUAGGCAUCUCUUUAUCUUAAAGCAUUUAUCGGAAGGUACGGGUAAAAAUUUACCAUCUAUUUUCACGGAUCCCGCUUACGCCCUCAUGAAUAAAAAUAUUUUAUCCACUUCAACCGUCGAAAGUCCCAUUAUAGAAAUGGGCGGGUUCGGUCCCGUCGUUCCAGAAGGAUUAGGUAUUAGCUAUGGUAUCGAAAAGGACAAACUUGGAGUCUUUGCUACAAGUUAUCGCGAUUCUGGUUCCAAAAUGAAUUCCAAAAUAUUUAUUCAAAAAGUUCAAGAAAGUUUUGACGAUCUUCAUUCACUGUUUAAAUCAUAGUCUUGAUAUAUAUUAUACUGCGAAGUGGUCCUAUUUUAUUUGCUAACCUAUCUGGUUACUUGUUAACCUCAUUAGUAUUAUAAAGUUGUAUAAUAAAUUUACUUUUGUUUUUUAAUUUUUAAAAGGAAAUAUUUUAAAAAAUGAUUUAAACGAUUUAUAAGCCAAUUUUU
Messenger RNA from Gordionus sp. m RMFG-2023, 2293 nucleotides. Its product is annotated as carnitine O-palmitoyltransferase 2, mitochondrial-like. Gene Ontology annotation, cellular component: mitochondrion. The record is from RefSeq and is a predicted model, not a curated record. Gene Ontology annotation, molecular function: carnitine O-palmitoyltransferase activity. Bases 87 to 2123 code for a protein of 678 amino acids. Gene Ontology annotation, biological process: fatty acid beta-oxidation. NCBI's taxonomy places the organism in Eukaryota, Metazoa, Nematomorpha, Gordioida, Chordodea, Parachordodidae. The transcript has 14 exons.